GUAGCGGUUCUACAGCAUCUCAAAGGCAGUAACUUCUCUUCCAUCCGCCAGAGAAAGACAUUCGCUGCUGUUUGUCCUUUCAAGUCGAUAAUAUCAGAUAGCUUUAUUACAGGUGCAUCCAGCAGGAAACGAUGAGGAGCAGUUUGUUGCUGGCGGUUCUGUCCAUCAUGAUGAGCUUCCCAUCCUGCCAGUCCAGCUGCGAAGAGCAGGAGAUCGGAGAGCCACACAGAUCGGAGCUGGAGAUACAGAAGGGUCGUGGAUUGUCUAACAUUCCCCGCGAACUUCUGAAACGGUAUAGCGAUAUCGAUUAUGAUAGUUUCGUGGGACUGAUGGGCAGGAGAAGCAGCGGCACAAACAACUCACCGCUACGAAAAAGGGACAUGCAUGAUGUCUUUGUGGGACUCAUGGGUCGCAGGAGUUCACAGAUGGAUGAAUCCCGUCCUUGGAGACAAGAGUACCCUGUGAGGAGGGUUGGGAUUUUCUUCAAUAAAUGCAAGCUGAGGUCUCGCCAAGAAGAGUAGUUCAGCGUUCCCAUCGCACUUGCGUGAAAAUAUCUGAACUCUGCCUAGUGAAUAAAUUUUUGUUCCAGAUUUUACAGGGUGCAAAGGGGAAAGAAACAACUGCGU
Paramormyrops kingsleyae is the source of this 626-nucleotide messenger RNA. RefSeq names its product tachykinin precursor 3a (gene tac3a). Gene Ontology annotation, biological process: tachykinin receptor signaling pathway; positive regulation of blood pressure. Lineage: Eukaryota; Metazoa; Chordata; Actinopteri; Osteoglossiformes; Mormyridae. The record is from RefSeq and is a predicted model, not a curated record.